Messenger RNA from Ilex paraguariensis (yerba mate), 1095 nucleotides. The record is from the annotation of a GenBank genome assembly. Lineage: Eukaryota; Viridiplantae; Streptophyta; Magnoliopsida; Aquifoliales; Aquifoliaceae.
AGAUUUAAACCAUAGUUAGUCCAUAGACCUCAAUAGAAGGCUAACACUGUUUAGCUAUUUGGGGCUUGAAAGUUCAUAGAGUUUCAGAGAGCAGAGCUGGCCAUGGAAGCUCACAGCAGCAGUGAAGAAUUCGCAGUGGGGUGCAUGCUCUCCAUCAAGACCACAUUGGGUGAUGAUUUCCAAGGCCAAGUCAUCACCUUUGACCGACCCUCCAACAUUCUCGUCCUUCAAGAGGGAUUGAAAUCUGGGUCAGGGCCGAAGAGAAACAUAAGGCUGUUGAAGGCCAAUUAUAUAAAAGAAUUUUCUUUCCUGGGUCAAGGAGAAGACCCACUUGAUCUGAAAAAGUGUUUUCUUGAUCUUAAUACUCUUCAAUCCAAGGAAGAGUCUGCUAUUAGACAAGCAGAGACAGAGGCUGAGAGGUUUGGAGUUGGGGUCACCGCCGAGGCCCAGACUAUUUAUGAUGCUUUGUCCAAAACGCUUCCGGUAAUGUGGGACAAGACUGCCAUAGUUGUGCUGAAGGAAGUGCGUGUUACAAGUCCAUAUCUUCCUGAAUCAGUCAUUGGAGGAACUCCUGCUGCCAAUGAGCGGGUGCGGAAAGUGCUUGAGUUUGAAAGGAAGAGGUUGCAAGCUCGUAAUCCUGGUCAGUGAUGGUUAUGCCUGUGCAUCAUUACCUUGUUGGGAAAAGCACCUUGAGGUAUAAGGGGUGAUGGCCAUAUAGGUUUUACCCAACCUCACCUCAGAAGAAUUUUACUAUCUAUCGGUGAAGACACUUCAAAGCUGGGAUUAAUAAAGAUUCUGAAUUUCAUUACUGGUUUGCUAUUCUUUGGUUAUACUAUCUGCUUGCUGAUGUCUAAUUGUGACUGUGAGUGCUGCCCAGGCAUAUUAUCUGGGGCAGUUGUCUGUGCCAUGGACACACUAAAAACAAUUCUACUCUGACAUGCUUAUAUAUAUUAGACCCUUCACUAGUCUGUGUGUUGCUAUUUGUUGUGCAGUUAUUAUAAUAAUCAUGAUUAAGAAAUUGCUAAACUUCAUGGGUAAACGUCAUGGUUCCGUGGACUAGCAAUUUUGUUAUCUAGACAAUAUGAAAAUGUUGCU